AUGCCGAAAGCCACCAAGUCAAAACCCACCACCCAGCCAUCCAAGCCGGUGCUUUCAAGUGCAGAAAAGGCGGCUCGACGCGCACACGCUACAGAAUAUAAGAACGCCAAGGCAUCGACUGUGGAAUCCACUCUCAAAGGGCCCCGCUAUCACGAUGAGGACGAUGAGGAUGGUGGUGAUGACGAGGGUGAUUGUGCGGGUGAGGGCGAAGGCGAGGGCGGUGGUGAAGAAGAUGGAAAUGGUGAAGAGGAAGAGAAUGAAAAUGCCAACGCGUUUGUUGAGUUUGAGGCACCCAAACAGCCGCCUUACAAGUCAAAAUGCGGCCAAUUUAUCUAUAUACCCAAUGAAACCGGCGAAUACACCAAGUUCUCAAUACUCGAACGGCCACAAGGAAAAUUGAAAGGACUUACGACACACAUGGAGUUGGAUGGCCGAGAGAACAAGGACCUCGUCAAGGGGAUCCAGAGUACCGUCCGGUCAAUUACACUCCAUGUAGCUCGAAACAUCAAGGAUUGCACAUACCCCAAGCUCGCUGAGGAACAGCGGUCGUUCAUUAUGAUCCAAGCUCGUAACAAAUACCCAUACCUUGCACGCUUCCGCAACAACUGGGUUACAAAAGAGCUCAUUAUUCGAUCACUAACCAACAAACGCGACCACCAGGCACGGAUCAAGAAGGCUGGGGGGCAAGCAGCUUGGUGCGACAAGCUUAAGGCACAACGCGAGGAAAAGAAAUUGGGAAAAACGAACAAGUCAACGGGAGGCAGGUCAGACGCAAAGGGGAAAGGAAAAGAGCGAUCGGAGCCCGAUCCAUCCGAGCACGCCAACCAAGCUAAAGGACCAUCAAAAGGAAAACAACCUGACGAAGAGGGUGGCGAUAAGUCUGAUAGCGAAGAGGAAGUCAUCUCAGUCCCAAAGCCAUCAAGUUCAAAGCACAAGAUCACUCGCCGGAUUGAGGAUUCUGAAGAUGAGGCUGGUUGUGACAACGAACCAACUUUGGCUUCCAAACCCUCUUCAUCGAAGCCGGGAUCGAAUGAAGUCGAGGCACCAAAGCCAGCAACAAGGCCAACCACUCCCGCAGCCGCCGAGAAUGGUGUCAACUCAACUCCGAUCCUAACAUCGGCUACGUCGAAGCGAGCGGCAGAAGACAAUGGGCAUCACGCCCAGAAGAAGGUUCGAGUUCGACCUGUCGCAGAGUCAGAAGAGGAAGCCGCCGUUAGCGAGGAGCCUACCCCAGCCCCGCAACCCUCCAUUCUAGCCCGGGCUAAGGCUAAGGCUAAGGCUAAGGCACAGGCAAAAGCCAAGGCCAUGGCAGCGGCGGCGGCGGAGGCGGCAGCAGCUGAAGCGGCAGCAGCGGCAGCGGCAGCAGAGGUAGCAGCAGUGGAUUCGGACUCGGAGUUGGAGUUGGAACUGGAGCCAGAACUAGAAGCGACUACAAAGGCGGUGGAAACACAGCUGGAUUGCCCAACUGUUAGCUCUACAGCGACCUUUGGUACUCCAACCCACAUCACAGAGCACGACACAGCACCCACACAGAACCCAGUCAUACGCAUCCCAACGCCUUGUGCGACUUCUCCUCACCCUCCUGCUCUCCCUAGCGAUCAGGUCCGAAAUGCCAUCCUCGAUUCAAGCGUCACGCAAGAGCCCCAGCCUUCCACCAAGAAAAACACAAGAGCAGGGCGCCGAGCUAAACAGGAACUGAUUGACAAUGCCGAUAGUCUGCUCGGGACUCCAGUACCUGCUCCGCCCAAGAGACUAACUCGGGGAAGUGCCAAAGGCAUUCGAGCUUGA
Molecule: messenger RNA, 1788 nt
Organism: Rhizoctonia solani
Lineage: Eukaryota; Fungi; Basidiomycota; Agaricomycetes; Cantharellales; Ceratobasidiaceae
Exons: 12
Coding region: 1-1788 (595 amino acids)
Source: RefSeq, a predicted model, not a curated record